Molecule: messenger RNA, 1791 nt
Organism: Oikopleura dioica
Lineage: Eukaryota; Metazoa; Chordata; Appendicularia; Copelata; Oikopleuridae
Source: the annotation of a GenBank genome assembly
AUGGGUGACGAAGUCAAAAUCGUGAUCCUUGGGGAUCGAGGCGUCGGAAAAACAACUCUCAUUCUAACUCUCGUUACUGAGGAGUUCUGUAGCAAGCCGCCAAAGACUCUCAAUCGAAUCGGCAUCACUAGUGAAGUUUCGAACCAUUCUAGCGCUGGAUUGACUUAUCUCGUUGAUUAUUCGGAAGCGAAUUCCGAAGAAAUCUUGGAAGAUGCCGAUGUUGUCUGCUUGUGCCACAACGUCCUCGACAUCGAUUCGCUCUUUGAGUCAGCAGAAAAGUGGCUUUCGAUCGUCAGACUUCAGGCGUACAAAAGUCCGCCUGUGAUCAUUAUACUGAUCUUGAUAGAUAGAACAACUUCAGGCGCAAUGGAAUGCUCUUCAAAACUCAACCUCGGCGUGCUAAAUGUCUUCGUCGACGCCCAGAAAUGUGCACUCUACCCACUUUGCCCAGUUUUCAAUGCCCGUUCGGGUAAAUUAACGCUUGAAGCUUCAAGCGCUCUUCGUCGCGUUUUCCACAUUGCAGAUAUUAACUACGACGGAGUUCUUGAUUUUGGAGAACUUGGCGAGCUCCAGAGAAAGGCUUUCAACACGCAUCUUGGAGAUCAAGGCUAUGAAGAUAUCCGACAUCUGAUUCAUUCUUCAAUCCAAAACGGAGUCGUGAAACAAGGAAUCACCAUCGAAGGCUUUUUCGCAUUACAAGCAGAGCUUUGUAAAAAUCUCAAACAAGAAGUUGUCUGGACGCUUCUCAAAGCGUUUGGGUACACUUUGAAAUGCGGGGAAGUUCGAUUGGAGCUACAUCCUUUUCUGAGUUCUCUGCGCUUGAACCCUGAUCCAAAGAAAAACUCCCUCUCCGAUUCUUCGAUUGAUUUCUUGAGAAACUGUUUCUCAAAAGUCGACGCUGAAAAAGAAGGAAUAAUUGACUCCGCAAAGAUAAAGAAGAUCUUCUCUGGUUGCGAGUGGAUUCCUCGCGAAUUCGACCUGUCUUUAGAUUCAACGCCAGUUUAUCUCGUCUCAGGAAGACAGGUGAUAACGAUGGAUAGCUGGAUCGCCCGGUGGGAGCUUUUUAUGCUCUUGGAUUGUGAAAAAUGCUUGACGACGAUCAUUCUUCUUGGCGUUGUUCACUCGUCUUUUGGGCUCAAUGAAAAGCUUACAACUUCUGCGGUUCAAAAAGUCGUGAAAAUCGGCGCCCAACUCCCUUCGAGACCCAUCGUCGUCGCCGUCUGUGGAGAUCGAAUGACUGGCAAAUCUUCAGUAGUCAACUGUCUCGUGAAAAAUAACAAGUUCAAGCAAUCAAUCACUUCAAAACGAAUCAACCUUGAUGACCUCACAAUUACGCUAAUUCUUCAAGAAGUUCCCCUCGACGAGCUCGACUCAAUCUGCGCCGAUGCCAUUCUAGCAACUUACAGCACUAGCGCCGACUCUUCCCAGCAAACUCUUCUAUCAAAACUCAAAGCACGGAAAAAACUACGAAUCAACGUUCCUGAAAUAAUUCUAUGCAAAACGCGAGCCGAUUUGCGCUCUUCGUCGGCGUCUCUUUCUGAUGAGAUUAUAAGAGAGUUUUCGAAAUUCAAAGGAGAAGUUCUCUUCUACGGCGAAAAUACCUCGGAGGAAUUUUACUCAAACCUUGUCGAAAUUAUUCUCAAGCAAAAUGGAGUGUAUUUCAAUCGACCCUGGUCUCGCUUCAUGCGAAAAUCAUGCCUUCUUCUUUCUCAGCCUGACUGGAUGACGCUCUCAAUAUCAUUUGGCGUCGGAGUCGUCCUUCUCGCUGCUUAUUCCAAGAUCAAAUCAUGA